AUGCCUGGAAAUGAAAAUUUACUACCCGAGGAUAGCAUAUCUUUUAAUGAAACUCCAACAAUUGCUAACGAAAACACCUCUAAUGAUUUAUGCCUACCAAGUACUUCUAAUAUUGUUAAUAUGGGGCAGAGAAAAAAUUAUUACAUAUCUCCCAUUCGAAGUAACGAAAGCGAUAUAGAUGAUUCCGAUGCUGAUCCAAAUUUUGAUGUCUCUCCAAACAAAUUAUUCUCAAACAGAUUAUUUCCUACAGCUAAUUCUUCAUCUAGCAGCAGCAGCAGCAGUUCGUCGACUAGUUCUGACAGCUCCGACAGUGCAUCUGAGUCGUCUACAGUUUCGAAUAUUGAAGAUAAUGGAGAAAGAAAAGGAAAAAAAAAGAGUUUGAAGACCUGA
Messenger RNA from Diabrotica virgifera virgifera (western corn rootworm), 390 nucleotides. Its product is annotated as zinc finger CCHC domain-containing protein 10-like. Lineage: Eukaryota; Metazoa; Arthropoda; Insecta; Coleoptera; Chrysomelidae. The record is from RefSeq and is a predicted model, not a curated record. The transcript has a single exon. Bases 1 to 390 code for a protein of 129 amino acids.